Messenger RNA from Colletotrichum truncatum, 1365 nucleotides. RefSeq lists its product as uncharacterized. Lineage: Eukaryota; Fungi; Ascomycota; Sordariomycetes; Glomerellales; Glomerellaceae. The record is from RefSeq and is a predicted model, not a curated record.
AUGACACGGUUUAUCCAUCUUCCUGUCGAGCUUGUCGAACGGGUGAUUUCCACUCUCGCCACAACCAUACCACAAGACAGCCAGGUUUCCAAACCGCUGUUUGAGGUUGCGGUAGAUGGCCGACGUGCGAUGGCUACACUUUCGCGAUGUAGUCGGUUGCUUCACAAGCUGGUUCAGCCUUUCUUAUAUAAACAUGUCUGCAUCGGAAAGUCACAGGCCGUGCCGCAAGUUGUGGCUCUUCUCAGAUACUGGGACUCUCACCCUGAAAUUGCGGCUUACGUACAGUCGAUCUUUGUUCAUUGGAUAGAAUUGGCAUGUCAUAUGGAAGGAAAAUUGUAUGUUUUUUCACAAGACGAUGCCUUUUUCCUCAGAAACCUCGCCCAAAAGUUCGGGGUCACACUGACACACGGCUGGCCCAAUAACAUCUAUCUCAAGGGUAGACGCUUUUCCAGCGGGCUUGGUGGGCUUCUUUUACUCCAAGCGAGAUCCGCCCGCUUGAUUGACAUUGCCAUCGUUGGUAACGAUACCGACCUAGGGACGUUUAUUCCUAGCAUGCCAAAGAAUCCUUCUGACAGUUUGUUGUUUAAAUCUCUCACACACUUACGAAUCGACGUUCGCACGACAUCUCCCAUCGAAUACUUGUCUCCUCUAAUCAAGCUUAUGCCCAAUAUCAAUACCUUUGAGUGCAACCGCUGCAUUUCGUGGGAGGAAGAGACUUUUGAUUGGAGCGGAGUAUCUCGCCUUGCUUUGCGCUUUGUAAGGCUGAAGCUGGAUACCAUACCCCGUGUAAUCAUGUCUUGUCGGACUCUUGUGGAUUUCGCCUUCGUGGCUCACACGCCAGCUAGCCCUCAGCCUAUUAUCGAGGCUCUUGCGCAGCAUAUCGAAUCUCUUAGAGCUUUGGAAAUCGACUUUGGGGGGCUCUAUCUCAUGGAUGGAAGCAGCGGCAACCAUCCAGCCAACCUCGAUUUGGUCUCUCCGGUAUCACUUCGAGACUUUUACCGCUUGGAAGUACUCAAACUCUGGUGCUGGGACUUACGAACGGGGUCGUAUCAAAUAUUUCGAACCAUGCCCGACUCUUUACGAGAACUACAUGUGUAUGGCGACAUCCGAAACUACGAAGAAGAAUUUAAGCUGCUGGUGACCCAGGUUCGAACCGGAAAACUGCCCAAUCUCAAAGUCGUGCAAGUCGAUUCUUGCAGAGAGGUCGCGGGCCAACUGUUCAUUCAAACAAUACGAACCAUGUUGGCGGAAGUUGGUGUUUUAUGCUUGGACAAGAAAGCUUCCUGGACAUGGUCAUGGAACAAAUUUUGUCCAAUCGAACUUCCCCCUCAAGCGAUAUAUCAAGAGGAAAACAGACAUAUUUAG